CAUCAGCAAAGAUGAUUUGUGGAUAUCGUUGGGAUGUGGAGAAUUGCGCCAACGGCCAACCUCACAGUUUGAUAUGAGGAUGAGAUUAGUUAGGUUUUUUAUGAGAGAUUAGGGUUUUGCUUCGAGAGUUUUAUCAGAGAUUUCUACUGAUGCGUCUGUCUCUGCUUCUUCCUCUUCUUCUGAUCUCAUUUUUUCUUUCAUUUCUGGUCAAAGAAGUUCUCUGCAUCUACAACUUUACUCGAAAUGACUUCCCUGCGGAUUUUGUGUUCGGCGCCGGCACUUCUUCUUAUCAGUACGAGGGGGCAGUAGCAGAGGAUGGAAGGACACCGAGCAUUUGGGAUACUUUCACCCAUGAAGGGGGGAUACCAGACAAGAGCACAGGGGAUAUAGCUUCGGAUGGUUACCACAAGUACAAGGAAGAUGCCAAGCUCAUGAGUGAUGUUGGGCUCGAGGCGUAUAGAUUCUCCAUCUCUUGGUCUAGGGUUCUCCCAAAUGGAAGGGGCACCGUCAAUCCUAAAGGCUUGGAGUACUAUAAAAGUGUUGUCGAUGAGAUAUUUGAAAGAGGUAUCAAGAUUCAUGUUAGUCUUCAUCAUUUGGAUCUUCCUCAAGUACUUCAUGAUGAGUACGGCGGAUGGCUUAGCCAUAGGAUUGUGGAUGAUUUCAAAGAAUUUGCAGAUUUAUGUUUUAGGGAAUUUGGUGACAAGGUUUCUCACUGGACAACGAUAGUUGAACCGAAUGUAUAUGCGACGGCAGGGUAUGAUAGUGGAUUAUUUGCUCCUGAAAGAUGUUCAUAUCCAUUUGGUUUGAACAAUUGCACUGCUGGAAAUUCAACAACUGAGCCAUACAUCGCAGUGCACAAUAUGCUAUUAGCGCAUGCUGAAGUUGUUAAGCUGUACAGGACUAAAUAUCAGGGCAAUCAAAAUGGCAAGAUAGGCUUGAAUUUCUAUUCUUUUUGGGGCUACCCGUUUUCAAACUCCUCUGUAGACAUCAAAGCUGUACAAAGAGUAUUUGAAUUUCAGUUUGGCUGGAUAUUAAAUCCUAUAGUGUUUGGAGACUAUCCAGAGAUCAUGAGGACGAUUUGCAGCUCGAGGCUUCCCAAUUUCACUACAUCCCAGAUAGAAAUGCUGAAGGGCUCGUUCGAUUUCAUUGGUCUUAAUCACUACACAUCUGCAUUUGUCAUGGAUAAUUCCAUCAUUCUUAAGAUGUACCCUCGAGAUUACAUUUUAGAUAUGGGUGCCAACAUAGCAGCAUCUAGGAAUGAAACGCCAAGUGGUUCGUUUGUUCCUACUCACCCUCAAAUUGAUCCUGCUGGGUAUCAGAACAUGCUGGAGUACCUUAAACAUAAAUAUGGGGAUCCUCCAAUUUAUGUUGAAGAGAAUGGAUAUGGUUUGGGAGUUAACGGCAGUGCACUCAAUGACUAUGCAAGGAUUGAUUUCUUGAGACAACACAUUGGGGCCACACUUGAAGCUAUUAGGAAUGGAGUAAAUGUUAAAGGCUACUUUGUUUGGUCAUUUGUUGAUGUUUUUGAAUACUUGGGUGGAUACCAAUCAAGGUGUGGACUUUACCAUGUGGACUUUGAUGAUGAUUUAAGGCCAAGAACUCCAAAGCUUUCAGCACAUUGGUAUUACAGUUUUCUGAAGAAUAACAGUGAGGCCUUCAGCACUGAGAGAACAGAUCUUCAGAACCUGCUUCAUUUCUCUCAACUGGGUUUGGCUUCAGAAGUUCUAUCAGAUAUUUCUUUAAUGUAUCAGUCUUUGCUUCUUCUUCUUCUUCAUCUGAUCCUUUUUUUUCUUCCAUUUUUUACCAAAGAAGUUCUCUGCAUCCACAAAUUUACUCGUAAUGACUUCCCUUUGGAUUUUGUCUUUGGCGCCGGCACUUCUUCUUAUCAGUACGAGGGGGCAGUGGCAGAGGAUGGAAGGACACCAAGCAUUUGGGAUACAUUCGCCCAUGAAGGGAGGGCACCAGGCAAGAGCACAGCAGAUAUAACUGCGGAUGGGUACCACAAGUACAAGGAAGAUGUCAAAUUCAUGAGUGAUGUUGGGCUUGAGGCUUAUAGAUUCUCCAUCUCCUGGUCUAGGAUUCUCCCAAAUGGAAGGGGCGCCGUCAAUCCUAAAGGCCUGGAGUACUAUAGAAGUGUUGUCAAUGAGAUAUUUGAACGAGGUAUCAAGAUUCAUGUUAGUCUCCAUCAUUUGGACCUUCCUCAAAUAAUUCAUGAUGAGUAUGGCGGAUGGCUCAGCCCUAGGAUUGUGGAUGAUUUCAAAGAAUAUGCAGAUUUAUGUUUCAGGGAAUUUGGUGAGAAGGUUUCUCACUGGACAACCAUAGUUGAACCUAAUGUAUAUGGGAUGGCAGGAUAUGAUAGUGGACUUAUUGCUCCUGGAAGAUGUUCUUAUCCAUUUGGUUUGACAAAUUGUACAGCUGGAGAUUCAACAACUGAACCAUACAUUGCAGUUCACAAUAUGUUAAUAGCGCACGCUGAAGUUGUUAAGCUGUAUAGGACUAAAUAUCAGGGCAAUCAAAAUGGCAAUAUAGGCAUAAAUUUCUAUUCAUUUUGGUGUUAUCCAUAUUCAAACUCCUCUGCAAAUAUUGAAGCUGUACAAAGGGUAUUUGACUUCCAAUUUGGCUGGGUGUUAAAUCCCGUUGUGUUUGGAGAUUAUCCAGAGAUCAUGAAGAAGAUUUGCGGCUCGAAACUUCCCAAUUUCACCACAUCACAGAAAAAAUUAUUGAAGGGCUCAUUCGAUUUCAUCGGUCUUAAUUACUACACAUCUGCUUUUGUCAUUGAUAAUUCCAAUAUUCUCAGUAUGUUCCCUCGAGAUUACAAUUUAGAUAUGGCUGCUAAAAUAUCAGCAUCUAGGAAUGAUACAGCAAGUGGCGCAUUUGUUCCUACCCACCCUCAAAUCGAUCCCACUGGACUUCAGAACAUGCUGGAUUACCUCAAACAUAGCUAUGGGGAUCCUCCAAUUUAUGUUGAAGAGAAUGGUUAUAAUAUGGGAGCCAACAGCAUUGCACUCAAUGACAGUGAAAGGAUUGAUUUCUUAAGACAGCACAUUGGGGCCACACUUGAAGCUGUUAGGAAUGGAGUAAAUGUUAAAGGUUACUUUGUUUGGUCAUUUGUUGAUGUUUUCGAAUUCCUAACUGGCUACCAAACAAACUGUGGACUUUAUCAUGUGGAUUUUAAUGAUGAUUCAAGGCCAAGAACUCCAAAACUUUCAGCACAUUGGUAUUCCAAUUUUCUGAAGAAUAACUGUGAUGAGGCCUUCAGCAUUGAGAGAACAGAUCUUCAGAAUUUGCUUUAUUUCUCUUAGUGAUUCUUGCUAGAAUAAUAUAUAUAUAUGGAUUACUCAAAGUACAAUUUGUCAUGAAUAAGAUUUUAUUUAGGACAUCUUUUUUACUA
Messenger RNA from Dendrobium catenatum, 3391 nucleotides. RefSeq names its product lactase-phlorizin hydrolase. Bases 150 to 3302 code for a protein of 1050 amino acids. Gene Ontology annotation, molecular function: beta-glucosidase activity. The transcript has 27 exons. Gene Ontology annotation, biological process: carbohydrate metabolic process. NCBI's taxonomy places the organism in Eukaryota, Viridiplantae, Streptophyta, Magnoliopsida, Asparagales, Orchidaceae. The record is from RefSeq and is a predicted model, not a curated record.